This is a messenger RNA of Symbiodinium pilosum, 1828 nucleotides long. The record is from the annotation of a GenBank genome assembly. NCBI's taxonomy places the organism in Eukaryota, Dinophyceae, Suessiales, Symbiodiniaceae.
AUGGGUCCCCAACGCCGAUUUUCUGACUUCAUGACUGCCAUUGACAAGAUCAUGGAUGACCGAGCGCUGAGCAUUUGCACCACAUUCUGGGUCUGCACCUUUGCGAACAAUCAGUUUGGCGAGAACUUCGGUGCCUGCAUUGUGGACACCCCCUUUGUCAAAGCCGUCGAGUUUGCCGAAGCUACCAUCCUCAUGGUGGACCGUGAUGCCGGAUCGCUGCGGAGAAGCUGGUGCUGCUUGGAGCUCCACUAUACCAUCCUGCUCCUUGAGGACAAUCAUAGGCUGGAGAAGUGCUUAGAGCUCUACACAUCAGCAGGCAUGGUUGGCUCCAAUGCGGUGUCAUCGGGGCCGUUGGUGGAUGCUAUCUCUCAGUGGGACGUGCGAGACAGUGCAGCUUCUGAGGCAGCCUACAGGAUUCUCAACUUUAUCGCCGGCGUGCCAGAAAAAAGUGGCCUGCUGACAGUGGACAGGAGCCCUCAUGGCGAUCUUGUGCUGGUGGACGGGCGACCCCAGCUGGAUGGUAGUCCAGAGGACCACCAGCUACGAGAUGAGCAUGCUCUCUUCAUCAAGCACCGCAAAGCCUUCGAAGCCCUGAACAUGGACGUCCGCGUCUCUGUGAUCGGCAGCAUUGGGGCAUCACGGAAGAACAAGGGCUGCGAGCUCUCUGAGCUCAGGCAGAGAGGCAUCACACUUGGACAGCUUCGGACCUUCGCCCGCAAAGUUCGCACGGCCUUUGGCAAGUGCUUGCCAGGCUUGCCGUGGGAAUCGGUCACUGCAGAACAAGAGACCUUGGCGCGGAAAUGCUCAUAUGUGGAGCUGGUCGCUGAGUCUCCACAGCUUCCGGACACGUUCGUUGACUUCCACAUGUGUAUGUACUUCUCCGACAUCAUGGCCGCCAUCGAGUGGUAUGCCGAAGCAAAGGAGCUCAAGGACUCUGCUGUGUUUUUUUGCAGCUUGUUGGCCAAAAACCAGCAUCAGGCAAAAGAGGACAUGAGGAGCAACUCUUUUGAAGGCGAUCAGCUAGUUGUGGACAGAUCUCAGCGCGAGUGCCGAUCUUUGCUGGUCACCACUGCUGCUACCAUGCAUUGCAGGGACAGCUGUGAUGUCGGUAAAGGUGUGCAGCCUUGGAGUAUGUCUCGCGCAUGGCGCCUCUAUCACAUUGAAUGUGGUGCCCGCCUCGGGCAGUUCAUUUACUUUGCCUGCCCGACAGGCGUCAUGGCCUGCACGAAGUUGUUCCCAAAUGGCCACUCAAAGUUUGGAUACAUACCUCGCCAGAUAACGGAAGCUCUCUUUAAUGUAGACAUUGAAGCUGCAUCAUGUUGGGUUCCGGAAGACACAGAGCACGUCCUGGCCUUCAUCCGGCAAGGCUACAAUGGCUUCGGGGUGGAACGUCUGAAGCGGCGAUUGCAGCGCUGGGCAGCAUAUCACCUGGCUUCUGUCCUGGCAGCAUCCGGCGACGAACAGUUAGCAAAGCUUGAAGAGGUAUGUUCAAUACCCGGCUUCAGCAUCAACGCAGAGCUCGCCAAGGGCACAUUGGGAGAGUCUACUCUACAUGAAGCAGUUGCUGCAAAGUCCUGUGCCACCAUUCAGCGUCUACUGUCACGCGGUUUUCCUCCAGAUCCACAUGAUUCCAUGCACGAGACUCCACUGCACUAUGCAGCAAUGGCGGGUGAUCUGCACUUGGUCAAGAUGCUUCUGGAUGCCAAAGCAGAUCCCGUGAUGGAGUCAGUUUUUGGGGAGACACCACUGGAUGUGGCUAGGGAGAGAGCAGCCGCCUUCCUGGGCUGCGACACUGGUGCAAUCCUGGAAUUCAUGGAGCAGAUAUGCA